Molecule: messenger RNA, 5363 nt
Organism: Micropterus dolomieu (smallmouth bass)
Lineage: Eukaryota; Metazoa; Chordata; Actinopteri; Centrarchiformes; Centrarchidae
Product: arf-GAP with GTPase, ANK repeat and PH domain-containing protein 2-like
Exons: 20
Coding region: 223-3903 (1226 amino acids)
Cellular component (GO): nucleus
Molecular function (GO): protein binding; GTP binding; GTPase activator activity
Source: RefSeq, a predicted model, not a curated record
CUCAUCAGCUGAAUCUCUUUUCUUAGCCUUGUUUGAUGUGCCAUUUGAUAUGAAUGGCAGUCUGAUGGCAAGAUAAAUUCUUCAUCAUAUCAAAUGUACAAGGAACUGUGCAAUGGAUAUUCUUCUGGGAAAAUGAAGUCUUGUCCUGGUUGCCAUGACUGAGGUGUCCAGGUCUGGCUAGGUCAGAGAGCAGGUAGCACUGUGCUGAGGUCUGCUGUCCCAAUGAGCAAGGCGAGCAACCCACAGAGACGUACCACCUACCUCAUUUCCCUCACUCUGGUGAAGGUUGAGGCAGUGCCAGAGGAUGUAGCAGGGAACCAGAAGGAGGCUCUUCCAGAGGGGGAAGGGAGCCCUAGGAAAGAGGAGGAGAAGGAGGAGGAAGAGGAGGAGGAGGAGAGAGAGGCGAGCAAUGCCCCUGGAAAGGAGGAAAGGCCUGUAUGUACACCAGUGGUGGGAAAAGAAAACACACAGGUGGAAGAAGAAGUGGAACAGGUGCAGAUCAAGUAUGGCAGCUCCAAUGAGAACUGGGGGAAGCUUGAGAGGAGGGAAACUCAUGGACACCAAAAAGACAUUGUAUCAGUUGGUAAAAGCAAAGACACUUCUUUUGUACACCCACCUGUCAGGCAAAUGGUCAGAGUGUAUGGAGGAACUACCUCUGAGGGAACUGUGCGCAGGGAGGGGCCUCGCUCAGAAGCCUUGCGCCCUAAGACGGAGCUCUACCGAGAGCCCCCCAUGCUGUUCCUGAAGGGGGAAAACGGAGCAGACCUGAACAGCCGUUCACGCUGCAGCCUCCCUUUUUCCGUCCCGCCGCCGGCCAGCCAGCGUCCUGAAGUCCUGAUGAGGUCACAUGCAGGAGGCAACUCUGCAUGCUGGAGAGAACUCAGAGAGACCAAUACAAGUCUGUAUCACUCUGCUAAGACUUUGGAUCGAAGGGAUAAUCGCAUUGGGGACCAGUCCCCCUUAAUGGCAGCUACAACUCUGGGGCCUUACAGGGCGUCCUGGGCCGACAGCGAUGGCAGGGGUGCACUCAUUCGCCCCGGCGCUCCCAUAAGCGGAGGAUUUUCAGGCGUAAUGACCAGGGACAGUCCUCAGGGGGAGAGGUUUAAGACAGUUUCUAUUUCCUUCCCUGCACCUCCUGCCACCGAUGUGUCCAGGCCUCAAAGAAAAGGCACGAGUCGUACCCUGGAUAACAGCGACCUACAUUCCCUCUCUGAGGACCUGAAGAAAGGGAAGGAGGGCCAGGGAGGAACAAUCCAGCGAGCUCCUCCCCGUGACCGAAAGAUGCUCAAGUUCAUUAGCGGCAUUUUCACCAAAAGUGCAGCUACGCCUCCCAGCGUCAACACCGCACCUCCCCUCUACCCAGCUGUGGAAAGGGGCUCGAGUGAGGAGGAAGCUGUAUGCACCAGUAGUCAAGAAUGGACCAUGAGCCAAACUAUACAAGAACUUCACUUGGGUGUUUUGGGAGGUUUGUGCAGCGGGAAGUCUGCUCUGGUCCAUAGACACUUGACAGGAAGUUACCUGCAGCUGGAGAACUCUGAGGGGCGCCAGUACAUUAAGGAUGUCCUGGUUGAUGGACAGAGCCACCUGUUGAUAAUCAGAGAGGAGACAGAACUCCCAGGUGCUCAGUUUGCAAGUUGGGUGGAUGCAGUUAUCUUGGUCUUCAGUUUGGAAAAUGAGGCCAGCUUCCAGGAAGUUUACAAAAUCUACCACCAGCUCGCUGUCCACCGGCCUAUUUCUGAGAUACCUUUCAUAGUAGUCGGCACUCAAGACAAGAUCAGCAGCACCAACCCCAGAGUAAUCGACGACGCCAGAGCCAGACAGCUCUGCUCAGACGUGCGGCGCUGCACUUAUUAUGAAACCUGUGCGACGUACGGCCUCAAUGUGAACAGAGUCUUCACUGAUGCUGCUCAGAAGAUCAUGGCAGCCAAGAAGCAAGCUGCUCUACUGGCGUCCUGCAAAUCUCUCCCUAACUCUCCCAGUCACUCUGGAGGCUCCACCCCAGUGUCGGGCAUCUUUCCAGGACAGGCUAGUAACGGUGGUCAAAGCAGUGAUUACUCCUCAUCCCUUCCCUCCACGCCUGUGAUCAGCCACAAAGAGAUCGGCAAGACAGCGAGAGGGGAAAAACAGGAUAGUGCCACGCCUGGGUCAGUCCGCAGUGCCACCCGGAGACGCACCUCCCGAUUUGCGGGCCGGCGAGGCAGUGACUCAAACAGAAGGAGUGCAGACUCUAAGGGCGAUCUGGGCAGUGGGCGCUCCAUUCCCAUCAAACAGGGCAUCUUGCUGAAGCGCAGCGGGAACUCGCUCAACAAAGAGUGGAAGAAGAAGUAUGUCACGCUGUCCAAUGACGGCAUACUGUCCUAUCACUCCAGUGUCAAUGAGUACAUGCUGAAUGCCCCCGGGAAAGAGAUGGACCUGCUGCGAGUGACAGUGAAGGUGCCAGGAAAGCGGCCACCUCGUGCUGUACCCACCUGCGGCCUUCCAGUCGGGCUCAACGGACGGGUUAAAGAUGUGCCAGGACCUGAGGGUGUCAGCCCAGUCCCUGUAAGCGCCAGCAGUUUCCUGCAAGUGGAGGAAAUGGAAGGGCUGGGGGGUGCACUGUUCCUGAGGGGUAACAGAGGCAUGCAGCGAUGUCCCUCUACACUAUCUAACCACGCACAAAGUGUUGACUCUGCAGUUGAGGGGGUGUCCAGUUCCUCCUCCACCAAAGAUGUGGGCUCCUCCUCCCCAGUCACGGACAGGAAGAAGCAUCGCAGAAAGAAGAGCGUAAACCAGAAAGGAGAGGCAACCAUUGGCCACGCUGAUGCCAAGCGCAAAAUGUGGAAACUUAAAAGCUUUGGUAGCUUAAGAAACGUAAGCAAGACAGAUGAGGAUAACUUUGACUUCCUCAUUGUGUCGAGCACUGGCCAGACAUGGCACUUUGAAGCGCAGAGUGUGGAGGAGAGAGACUCCUGGGUCCAAGCCAUUGAGAGCCAGAUCCUGGCCAGCUUGCAGCUGUGUGAGAGCAGCAAAAACAAGGCUCGCAGGAACAGCCAGAGUGAAGCAGUGGCUCUGCAGGCGAUCCGCAACGCAAAGGGCAACAACUUUUGUGUAGACUGUGAUGCUCCAAAUCCAACCUGGGCCAGUCUGAACCUGGGCGCUCUCAUAUGCAUUGAGUGUUCAGGGAUCCACAGAAACCUGGGGACCCACCUGUCCCGUGUUCGCUCGCUGGACCUUGAUGAUCUGCCGCGAGAGCUCACACUGGUUCUCAGCGCAAUCGGCAACCACAUGGUCAACAGUAUAUGGGAGGCGCGCACUCUGGGCCGCCGUAAACCAGCGCCUGAUGCUACACGUGAGGAACGGGAGUCAUGGAUCAGGGCCAAAUAUGAGCAAAAACUGUUUGUGGCGCCGUUGCCUCCUCCCACACCUGGCGAGGGCCCAGACAUCACGCUAUCUGGCCGUCUUCUCUUGGCAGUGAUGGAGCACAACCUCCCCAAGCUGCUGCUCCUUUUGGCCCACUGCACUAAGGAGGACAUUAAUGCCCCUCUCAGCCUGUCGCUCUCCUCUAGGUCGCUCUUGGCGCUGCGGCUGCCGGGCUCUGCCCUGCACGCCGCCUGCCAGCAAGCCGAUGUGGUGAUGACGCAGCUCCUUGUUUGGUAUGGCUGUGAUGUUCGAUCCCGGGACACUCAGGGGCAGACAGCGCUGGUUCUGGCUCGCAGCGCCGGCAGCCAGGAGUGCGUCGACAUCUUGCUCCAGUACGGAUGCCCAAAUGAACCAGUCACGACAGCCGGCUUCGCAGCAGCCGUGACAUCCAGCUUUUCUGUUGCCAUGACGCCCAGCCUGACAGUUGCCACGACACUCAAGAUCUCGCACAAGAGCGGCGGCACCAGCUUGAGUUACAGCACCUCUAGAAGAGCAGUGUCAUAAUCGAAAUGUGGUGUGGUAAAGUGUGUGUGUGUGUGUGUGUGUGUGUGUGUGUGUGUGUGAUUGUCGCUUUGCCAUCAUGGUGUCUCUCACACUGGCCAGCAGGACUGAUGAAAAUGUUGCCAGAUGUUGCACUCGCUGAGGUUUUAAGGGGUGUGUGUGUUUGUCAGGGAGGAAAACACAUGCUUGUAAUCACACAGGCACAUUCAGUCUGCUAGAAUGAUUUAACCAAAACAAAAAAAAAGAAAUUUUCCUGACUACACUUUCUACGUAGAGGGUAGGAUAAAAGAUAACAGAUUCAAUAGGAAUGUAUUGCACUGUAUACCAGCUGGUAUGAUUCAUAUUUCAUCACGCAGUCAGUAUUUAUUCUCCACUCGAUUCAGAAUGGAAAUUCACCUUUGGCAGCAACUGCUUAUCUGAGCAUCUAGUUCCCAGGAGUAAAACAAAACGCAAUACGUUUAUGACUUCAUAGAUGGACAUCUCUGUUUUUCAAGCCUGUCUCUAUCUGCUUGAAAUUUCAACACUAAACACAUCCACCCUUCUUAUCUUUAUUGACAGCGAAUGUCAGUUUUAAAUUCACAGUGCAUAUCCUGAGUUACAUUCAACACAGCCGGUCAUUCAGUGCAUAAAUAGUAAUUUUGUGUAAGUUUAAAAACAAAAACAAAAAACUUUACAGUGGCUGAAAAAGGAGGGGCUGUUUUACAGAUAAUCAAAAUAACUGUAUAGAAAUUGAUAAAAUAUUGUAAUUCUAAAAAUUUAAAAGUGCUUCGUUUUCGAGAUUGUUAUUGUAUGAUUUGUACAGUUAUGGUUGUGUGUAUAAAACUCAAAGGGUUACUCAUGGCUGUUCAGAGAUUUCCUGUACAGCGUCUUGGUUUGUUGUUUCCUUUAAUAACCACCUGAUUAACUCUUUGACAUCCUAGACUGAGAUUUCUAUGUUAAGUUUGUAUCACUGUGUGUGACAUAUACAUGAUGUGCACAUUAUGACUCCAGCAGCAGCUCAUUAUCAAAGCGAGUGUAAUACUAGACGUGUAAAGGAACAAGUGAAAUGCCUUGAUUUUGAUUGAAUGUAUACAAAAACCAAUGGUUUGAGUUAAUUGUUUCAAACACUAAUAUGUGUUUUCCAGAUUAUACCGUUUCGGCGGCCUGUCGGGGUGUUUUAUCUUUAAUUAACUAUUAUUAUUCCUGCUGUGACUAAUAGAACUUUAAAGUAUGGUUUAAUAGAUUCAAACAUGGCAAAGGUUAUGACCUAUAAAACUGGGCCUUCGAAUGACUAUGAUAAUAUUUGUAGGUGUAUGAAAAUCCACAUAAAAUAGAAGAAUGUUGCUCAGUUUAAAAUUUUAAAAAAAAGAGGCAUAAAAACAGUACUGUAUGUAUUUUUGUGUUAAUCUGAAGACUCCGCUGAGUGUACAUGUCUGUGAUGUAAGCAUCUCUCUCCAUUUGUAUUUUUUUACUCAUGCAAUGAU